AUGUACGAGGAGAUCGUCUAUGGACCAAAGGACGCGGUACCUUUAGCCUCCAACAACCAUGAGGCAAUUGUGAUAGAGGUCAUCACGUGCAACUACAAAGUAAAGAAGGUAUACAUCGACAACGGGAGCGCCAUCGACGUGCUGUACUACAAAACUUUUAAAGAGCUGCAGCUGGAGGACAAGCAGCUCAUCCCAGUUCGUACUCCCCUGAUAGGAUUUGCAGGUCCGCCCGUAAGACCAGAGGGAAUGAUAACUCUCACGAUCACUAUAGGGGAAUCACCGAAGUGCCGAACUAUUUCGGUGAACUUCGCAGUGGUAAAGGAGCCGUCCUCCUACAACAUGAUACUAGGGCGUCCAACCUUAAACGCACUCCGAGCUGUCUGCUCAACUUUGCACCUAAGCAUGAAGUUUCCAACGCCUGAUGGGGUGGCCGAGGUGCUGGGAGACCCGGAGGUAGCACGAGCCUGCUAUAUCGCAACCCUCAAGGGUAAGGAGAAGCUAGUGGCGCAGACAGUCCUUCUGGAGCUCUGGGAGCCUAUUGAGAAGGAGGAGAGGUUGGAGACGGACGAGAGUCUGGUUGAAGUGCCCAUUUGCCUAGAGCGACCUGAUCGAGUGGUCAGGGUCGGAUCGGGCCUAAACGAGCCAGCGCGGAGAGCUCUGGAGUCCCUUCUGGAGGAGUACGAAGAGAUCUUUGCUUGGAGUGCAGACGAUAUGCCCGGUGUCCCUCCCGAGCUGGCAGUCCAUAAGUUGCACGUGGAUCCAAACGCUCGACCAGUAAAGCAAAAGAAAAGGAAUUUCGCGCCUGAACGGAAUGAGAUCGUCAAGGAGGAGGUCGGCAAGCUGUUGGAGGCCAAAAUUGUGAAAGAGAUCUACUACCCGACCUGGCUAGCCAACCCAGUGCUGGUGAAAAAGGAGGACAGGGCGUGGCGGAUGUGCGUAGACUUCACCGACCUGAAUAAAGCCUGUCCCAAGGACUGUUACCCCCUCCCUCACAUCGAUCAGCUGGUCGAUUCAACUAUUGGCUGCGAGAUUUUCUGCUUUCUGGACGCCUUCAAAGAAUAUCACCAGAUAGCCCUGGACGAGGAGGAUAAAGAGAAGACUGCCUUCAUCACCGAGUACGGUACGUACUGCUAUACCACCAUGCCAUUCGGAUUGAAGAACGCCGGCGCGACCUAUCAACGGCUGGUCAACAAGUUAUUCAAAAACCAGAUCGGCCGCAACAUGGAGGUAUACGUUGAUGACAUGCUGGUGAAAAGACGAACUCAGGAGCAGUUCGUCAACGACCUCAGAGAGAUCUUUGACGUCCUACGGAGCUCGCGCAUGCGGCUGAACCCUAAGAAGUGCACUUUCGGGGUUAGGUCGGGCAAGUUCUUGGGGUACAUGAUAUCCAAGGACGGGGUAAGAGCUAAUCCCGACAAGGUAAAAGCUAUCAUGGACAUGGCUCCUCCCCGAAACAUAAAAGAGGUCCAACGGCUAGCUGGCAGGAUGGCGGCCCUGAGCAGGUUCUUGUCAAAAUCUGCAGUUCGGGGUUCCCCUUCUUCAGGGCCCUGCGAAGAGGUCCCCAGUUUGAGUGGACCCCGAGUGCCAGCGAGCAUUCGACGAGCUAAAAGCCCACAUCGUUCGGUUGCCAGCCUUGACCUCUCCCGCACACGGAGAGAUCUUAUUUAUCUAUCUAGCAGUAGGGGAGGAGGCAAUCAGUGCGGUGCUAGUUCGGGAAGAAGGCAAGAUCCAGAAGCCCGUAUACUAUGUCAGCCGAGCCCUGCAGGGCGGGAGCCAAGGUACGCCUCGAUUGAGCGGUAUGUUUUGGCAUUAGUUCACGCGGCUCGGAAGCUUAGGUCGUAUUUUCAAGCCCACCCCGUGGUGGUUAUGACCGACCAGCCGCUCAAACAAAUUCUUUCCAAGCCUGAUGCGUCAGGGAGAAUGGUGAGGUGGGCUGUGGAGCUGUCUGAGUACGACCUCAGCUACCAACCUCGCACGGCCAUUAAGGCCCAAGCCUUGGCGGAUUUUAUAGCCGAAGGGGUCUCCUUCGGGCCACGGGAAUCACAGGUCGAACGGACCAGAGACACAGCUAAGGCCAAGCAGGUCGGAGAAGCUGUCGAGGUCGCGCAAACCUCCAAGGCCCAAGACGCAGCCGAGGCCAGUCAGGCCGGAAAAGCUGCCCAGGUCGAGCAAGCCACCAAGACUUCCGAGGCCAAGCAGACCAUAGAUGCAGUCGAGGCCGAAGGACCUGCCAAGGUCGGACAGGCCACAAGGGAAUCCCAGGCCAAACGGAUCGGAGACGCAGCGGAGGCUGAACAGGCCAAAGAGGCUGUCGAGAUUGAACAGGCCACUGGCAAGGUCGAUCAGACCAUUCCGACUUGGACACUGUUCGUAGAUGGGUCGUCGAGCCAGGAAGGAUGCGGAGCGGGACUUCUCUUGACUAGCCCCAUGGGGGAUGAGUUGGCCUACGCCCUGAGGUUUGAUUUCAGGGCUUCCAACAACGAGUCCGAGUACGAGGCCCUGGUCGCGGGGAUGGUGAUAGCUCGAAAGCUGGGGGCCGAAUCAAUAGAAGUCUACAGCGACUUGCAGCUGAUAGUAAAUCAGGUAGGGGGAAGUUAUGAAGUCAAAGAGGAGCCACUAAGAAGGUACGUCGCAAAAGUGCAUGAGCUGAGAGCUCAGUUCAAACUGUUCACGCUCGAGCAGGUCCCGCGAAGCCAGAAUAAGAGGGCAGACGCACUGUCCAAGCUCGCCUCCACCUCAGUGGGCACAUUGAACAAAGAGGUCUUGGUGGAGGUCGUCAGGAAUCGGGCAUAUGAUCAGGUAGACGCGGCCGUUAUUCAAGUAGUGAGCUCCUGGAUGGAUCCCCUCGUGCGAUACCUGGCCAAUGGAGAGCUCCCCUCAAGUCGGGUGGAGGCACGACGGAUCCUUCUUAAAUCGCGGGGAUACGAGUUCUCGAAUGGGGUGCUUUACAAGAAAUCCUAUCUGCGUCCAUGGUUGAGGUGCGUGACUCCGGGGGAAGGAGAGUAUAUCUUGCGUGAGCUGCAUGAAGGUAUCUGCGGGAACUACGUCGGACCAAGAGUUUUGGCCAAAAAAGGAAUGUUGUCUGGGUAUUACUGGCCCACUAUCUUCUUGGACUCUGCCGAACUAGUAGCUCGGUGCAAAUCCUGCCAACUGCACGCUCCGAUCCACCACGCCCCAACUCAGGAAAUGGCGCCUCUUCAGAGCCCUUGGCCUUUCUUCCAGUGGGGGAUAGACUUGAUGGGUCCGUUCCUCCGAGCUCCUGGGGGCUAUGAGCACGUGGUGGUGGCUGUGGACUACUUCACCAAGUGGGUGGAGGCCGAGCUCCUUACCACCAUCAGCAGCAGGUCGGUUCAGAAAUUUCUCUGGAGAAACAUUGACUAUCCUGCAUGGUUUGAAGACGCGGAUGGAGUCCGCUCGAGCUGGGUGCUGGACGAGCUGCCCACCAUACUAUGGGCCUACCGAACCACUCCCCGAACUGCCACUCAGGAGACCCCUUUCGUUCUGACCUAUGGAGCAGAGGCUGUGAUCCCUGCAGAGAUAGGCGUGCCUUCGGGCAGGGUUCAGAACUUCAUAGCUCAGGACAAUGAAGACGAGCUGCGUCUUAACUUGGAUUUGCUGGAAGGAAGGAGAGAAGAGGCGGCUAUACUGUUGACCUUGGUUGCGCGAUACUACAAUGCUAGGGUGAGGCCCCUAUCUUUCAAGCCAGGGGAUCUGGUCCUGAGGAAGAACAGCGUAAGUCGGCUUCAGGGCACGGGCAAGCUGGAUCCAAACUGGGAAGGACCCUACGUGGUGAAGGAGGCAGACCGAGCUGGAUACUGCAAGCUAACUCACCUCAGCGGCGAGGAGGUCCCGCGUACCUGGCACAAUUCCAACCUGAGGAUUUUCCGUUAA
Coffea arabica (coffee) is the source of this 3891-nucleotide messenger RNA. Lineage: Eukaryota; Viridiplantae; Streptophyta; Magnoliopsida; Gentianales; Rubiaceae. The record is from RefSeq and is a predicted model, not a curated record.